UGGUUCAGAUCAGGAUGCGUAGCGUACUGGAUCCGGAUUAUUGUGUCGUUUGUUGUGUCAUUUUUUUACUAAGUGCCCAGCAAGGAAUUCUGACUGCUUCGUCAUGUCUGGGCCCCAGCGUUUCUUAUCUGGGUUCUUGUUACCAAUUUGUGCAGCAAAGGACAAACUAUUGGGGUGCCCAAAACUCCUGCUUGGCAUGCGAGGGUCAGUUGGCUAACGUGUCUGAUGGCUCAGUGCUGGCAUUCCUGGUGGAACAACUGAACCAGUCCUCGAUGUGGUGGGUCAGACUUGACACCAAAGAGUCAGACAAUCCAAUAACAACAUGCAGAGUCCUGCAAAAAUCAAGUUACUCAUUCGAAGUGAAGGAAACAACAUGCCUGCAAGUGACAAACUUCAUCUGCCAAACAGAGGGGAAGAUCUGUAACAUGGAAAGCAAUGACGUGAGCCCCAACACUUCGACAACACAGAACAUGCAGAGUUCCGUCGCAGUCAGGAGAAGACGAUCAGCAGGAGAAAGUCCAUUUUACCCAGAUUUGUUAGCAAUGGCGGAUCAGCUAACUAAUUUUCCAACCAUAGGAGGCAGCAACUUAUCGGAACUUCUUAUUGAAAUUGAUGAUGCUAUGCAAGAUAAAGAGGAAAGAAAUAUUUCAGAAUUGGCUGGAAAGAUGUCUCUCCUGGAAGAGUUAAAUCAGAAGAUCCAAGAUCCAAACGUUAGAUCUGCUCAGCAAUUUUCAAAUCUUAGCGACAUAGUAUUUUUUGGCAUUAAUAGCGUUUUACAAUCAGCUCUUUCUUCGUGUUCAGCCAUUGUAAUGACAGCACAAGAGAGACAAUCACUGGUGAACUCAGCCCUCGAUAUCCUGGAUGCAAUGGAGACUUCCAUCCUGUCCAGUCUCAGCCCGAUCAGAACAGCCGUCACAGUGCAAACCCCAAUGUUUUCUAUACUACUUCAGAGUAUAAAUUCUUCAAACCUUGGUCACAUGGUACUCUCGUUUUCAAACAAUAUGUCGGGCACUGUUGCCAAGGCAGUGCUCCCUUCACAGGCUGCUUUAAGUCCAGUCAUUAAAGGGCUUCCAUCCGUCCAGAUCCAGAUGAGGACCUUUGCUCAGAGCCCGUUUCUCUCCGACUCAUCAUUCAAUGUAUCAGGCACCAUCGCUAGUCUCAGUUUCAUGUCUGGGAUACAAGAACUUAAAUUGCAAAACUUGUCGGAUUUUUUCCAGAUCUUUCUGCCUCAAAGCAGUUUGGACAUUAAGACUCCAAACAAGAUCCAAACCUUCAUGGAUAAUGGUCUGCUCCUCUCAUUGAAGGACAUUCCCUUGCAAAGCACCCUGGUAAUAAUUGUCACUGUUACACAUGGAGUGCCUCUACAACUCUACCAAGGGCGUAACAUUAUAUCGGAAGCAGCAACAACUCUGGCGAGUGAUCAAGACUCCUAUACAUGGAUUCUUACCCCAGACCUUUUGCCAAACACUACAUCUCCUCACACGUUCUUUGUGUGUUCCACAAAUUCCUCGGGGACACAGAGUAUGCAGAUGACAUUCUCUUCCUUUACGGCACACUGUGGCUUUUGGGAUAAUAACACUGAACAUUGGAGAUCUACUGGCUGCAAGGUUGGACCUCAAACAACUAAUGAACAGGUCCAAUGUCUUUGCAAUCACCUUUCGUUCUUUGGAUCCUCGUUUUUUGUACCACCGGUGCAGAUUGAUGUGACGCGUACAGCUGAAUAUUUCUCACAGAUUUCAGAAAAUCCAGUCAUGGUUGUGUUACUCGCCUGUUUUUACGCAUGCUACAUAUUGGUUGUAAUAUGGGCACGGCGCGUGGAUCUCAGAGACCAAUCUCAGAGCCGUGUUAUUUUGCCACGAGGUAAUGACCCGUGUGCUUUAUACCGCUAUCGUAUCACUGUGUGUACAGGUCACAGGAGAAACGCAGCAACCAGUUCUAAGGUUUCUCUGAUACUUUGUGGCUCCCAGAGUCAAUGUGGCCCUGUCCUCUUGACAGAUGGCAGAAGUGGAAUGUUUAAAUGUGGCAGUGUAGAUAUCUUCCUCCUGAGUACACCGUAUCCUCUGGGAGAUUUAAAGGCCAUCACUCUUAGCCAUGAUGGCACAGGACCACGCAAAAGCUGGUACGUUAUCCAGGUUACAGCUCAGGAUACACAAUUGAAAAAGAGUUGGCAUUUCCUGUGUAACGCGUGGUUGUCCUUGCCUCCAAAAGGAGAGUCUCUCAGCAAGACCUUUCCUGCAGCUAACGAACAAGAGCUGACUAGUUUCAGAAAUAUAUUCUUGAAGAAAACAAUAAGAGGUUUGCGUGAUGAACAUAUCUGGAUCUCGGUACUAAACCAUCCAGCAAGGAGCGUUUUCACACGAGUACAGAGAGUGUCCUGUUGUAUGUGCCUCCUACUCUGUACCAUCGUCAUCAACCUCAUGUUCUGGGAGAUGCCUCAGGCCACUUAUCCCGUCCUGAUAAGUUUUGGAAGCUUCAGUAUGACAUGGAAAGAUAUUAUGAUUGGGUUCGAGAGUGCCCUUCUCAUGUUUCCCGUCAACAUAUUAAUCAUCUUUAUUUUUCGCAAUACUCGACCAAGAGAAAGUGGGGCAGUAUGUGCCAAAACCAAGAAAGGUACUCAGGUUCCGGCUUCUGAGUGCAUUAAAAUGAUGCAGUCUCAUCCUCGGAACCUGAGAUCGGUAAUCGAGGACAUGGAGAAAAUAGCACAGACUCUGAAUCAAAUAUCUCGGAUUAAUCUAGAGUUAGAAAUGAAGUUGGAACCAGCACUACGCAUUGGAAUGCUACUGGAUCUCAUCUUACAUUUGCUACAAAAACAACCACCCUUGUCCGUCUCGAUGCCUUUGGCCCAGCUCCCAGUCGAUGAGCUCCAAGCUUUGUUUGUUGCACAUUACAUCUCUCGGAAGCUCAGGAAGGUGUCUCAGGAUCUUAAACGGCUUGGGCUAGAGGAGUUUCAAGACAAACAGCAAUAUGACAAUUGCCUCACACAGCUGCAAAGUUUGAUACAUGUGUUGGACAAGUCCACCCCUCCAUUGCCUGGUCAAAGAUCUUCACAGAAACAGUCUGAAACAAAGAAGAGGAGACUGCCUUGGUGGUUCCUUCUGAUUGGCUGGUCCUUACUACUCUCUAUCAGCGCCGUGUCCACCUACUUCACCAUGAUGUAUGGGUUUCGGUAUGGGAAGCAGAGCUCCAUCCGGUGGAUUAUCUCUAUGGCACUCUCCCUUUUCCAGAGUAUCUUCAUUUUGCAACCUCUCAAGGUGGUAGGAUUUGCCGUGUUCUUUGCUCUGGUUUUAAAGAAAGUAGAGGAGGAGGAGGAGGAAGACGAAGAUUUCCUGGAUACGGAGAUGUCAGGAACUGAUGACUAUCAGAACUCUGAUGAAACAAUGUUCUGACUGAUGGAUCGUUUGCGUGAACUAAAACUCUUUGAUAAGCUGCUGUUGACAAGUCUCGGUGGAUGAAGAUAUGUAAACGGUGUAUGAAGAAUCACUAGUAGCAGAGUCUUUUGUACAGCAUGUGCCCCCCCCACACACGUCAAUGAACUAAUAGGUCCAUGUUGGCACCGUGACAACUUUCUGCACCUUUUACAAAAACAUAAUUGCACUACUCACUCUUGAACUCAUAUCUAUGUGUUUUCAUUGCUCCCACUGACACAUAAAAUGAAAAAGGACUUGUUUCACAUCUGGAUAUGUUCACACACACUCACAUACUGCACAGAAUCUGCACUCACGUUCAAUAGAUAGCUCCCCUAUAAUGGCUGUAUUGAUUAAUAGGCAAAGGGCUGGUGCUUUAGUC
Molecule: messenger RNA, 3786 nt
Organism: Pelobates fuscus (common spadefoot toad)
Lineage: Eukaryota; Metazoa; Chordata; Amphibia; Anura; Pelobatidae
Product: polycystin-1-like protein 2
Exons: 23
Coding region: 15-3386 (1123 amino acids)
Biological process (GO): detection of mechanical stimulus
Cellular component (GO): membrane
Molecular function (GO): protein binding; calcium channel activity
Source: RefSeq, a predicted model, not a curated record